Messenger RNA from Mesorhabditis spiculigera, 298 nucleotides. NCBI's taxonomy places the organism in Eukaryota, Metazoa, Nematoda, Chromadorea, Rhabditida, Rhabditidae. The record is from the annotation of a GenBank genome assembly.
AUCCGAGCGAGACCUGUCACGCGCCCUCGUCUCCGUCAGCUUUGGCCAAUCGGCCGUCUACCUAACCGGCGGCACAUCUCUCGACGACCCCAUCCUCCCCAUAUGGCUCCAUUCUGGAGAUGUUCUCGUGAUGCAUGCCGAUCAACGCCUCGUCUACCAUGCCGUCCCCUGCAUCGUGCCCACGCGAAAAUUUGACGGCGCCACGUGCCAAGGGAAAACAGCGGAAGAAGUAGACAAAGAGCUGCUGGACUACGCAAACACCAGUCGGGUCAAUAUCACAAUAAGACAAGUCAACGAG